Molecule: messenger RNA, 818 nt
Organism: Paramecium pentaurelia
Lineage: Eukaryota; Ciliophora; Oligohymenophorea; Peniculida; Parameciidae
Source: the annotation of a GenBank genome assembly
AUGAAUAAAAUUAUCCAUUCUUGGCUAAAGGAUAUCAUAUAUAAGCUAUAAAAAUUUAUGUUUAAUUUACAUACUCAAGUAUCUCAAAUUAAGAAGCAAUAUAAUGAAUCAAGCAAUUAUAGAGAAAACCAAUAAGUUUAAAAGAAUGAUUUAAGAAUGAUAUAUUUGAGGAAUAAUUUACACUUAAUAAAAUGUCAACAUCAUCAAACAAAAACAUAAGAUUUAGUUAGAUUUUGCCAUCGUAGUUUCCAACUUAAGAUUCAAUCAUUACCUGAUUAAUCAUGUUAAAUAUUUAUAUUUAAUUUAAAUUAUUCAAGCAUCAGUUUAUAAAAUCAACAAUAUCAAAUUAAAUUAAAUAAAACCCUCUCUACAUAACCAAAUUAAAAACUCUAAAAAUUAAAUUAUUAAUUAACAUAUUAUAUGAUCGUCCUUAUAUAUAUAUACAACUGUUAAACUAAUAUAAUCAUGUAAAUUGCAUUUUAAUAAUUAGGUGAAUAUAAUUGUCAAACUUGUGAUACUAAUUAUGAUUUUUGUCCUAGUUGUCCCUCCACAAGAAAUUUGAACAUUGAUGAAGAAGGAGUCAACGUAACCGUAUGUCAAUGCUAACAAAUUUUUUUGGAUAUUGGAGGAUAAGAGUGUUUGUGUAAAUUAUAAAAUCAAAAUUAGAAUGCCUUUCUAAUUGUGUGAAUUGUGAUCCAAAUGAUCCAUCUAAAUGUAUUAGUUGUGGAAAUGAAGAGCUUACUUAUAGAGUUUUAGACAGUAAUUAAACAUGUAUAUGCAAAGAAGGGGUAUACAUACAAUUCUUUAAGCAUUUUUGA